AUGCAAUCCGAAGUGUCGGCCGACAAGAAGGGGGCGAGCAGGGAGCAGCCCGUCGUCUUUGGCGAAUUGACGGAGAAGAAUGUGGGGCAACUUCGAUUGCUCAAUACGGUUGUCUUUCCGGUAAACUACAACGACACCUUCUACCGGGACCUGCUCAACGAUCCCACCCUCACUCGACUCGCUCUCUUCAAUGAUGUCCUGGUGGGUGGCGUAUGCUGCCGAGUGGAGAACAAGCAGUCCGGGUCGGGCAAGCGACUCUACAUCAUGACCCUCGGCGUGUUGGCUCCCUACAGGCAGAUGCAAAUAGGCAGCAAGCUGCUCGAAUUUGCCAUUGAGACAGCGAAGAAGAGGGACGUGGACGAUAUCUACUUGCACGUGCAGACGAGUAACGAGGAGGCGAUCAGCUUCUACAAGAAAUUUGGCUUCGAAAUCGUGGAGACCAUCAAGGAUUACUACAAGAGGAUCGAGCCCCGAGACUGCUACAUCGUUCAAAAGCUCAUAAAGUAA
Messenger RNA from Acanthamoeba castellanii str. Neff, 507 nucleotides. RefSeq names its product acetyltransferase, GNAT family protein. Gene Ontology annotation, biological process: mitotic sister chromatid cohesion. Gene Ontology annotation, cellular component: NatA complex. The transcript has 2 exons. The coding region runs from base 1 to 507 and encodes 168 amino acids. Gene Ontology annotation, molecular function: acyltransferase activity, transferring groups other than amino-acyl groups. The record is from RefSeq and is a predicted model, not a curated record. Lineage: Eukaryota; Discosea; Longamoebia; Acanthamoebidae.